AUGGCUCCCCCAGCAUCGCGCUCAGCUAUUCUCAGGCUCAUGAACGCUGCUCAACAUACGGCGUGCCCCUGCCAUGGCUGCCGCACUAUGGGGCCCUUGGCUCAUCAUGCCGUUCAGCAGAUGAGGAGGGGUAUGGCUACCCCAGUAGAUGCCGUCCCCAAGGAGUACGCAUUUGAGGUCGCCGCUUCCAAUCUACGCUUCGGCGAUGGCGUCACUCGCGAGGUCGGUAUGGACUUCAAGAACAUGAACGCGCGCAAGAUCGGUGUCUUCACGGAUCCCAACGUGGCCAAGCUGAAUCCCAUGAAGAUGGCGCUUGAGUCGCUCUCUUCUGAAAGCGACUUACCCUUUGAGGUCUAUGAUCGAGUGGUGACUGAGCCCACGGAGGACAGCUGGCGUGACGCCAUUGCGUGGGCCAGGGAACACGACUUCAGCCACUUCCUUGCUGUUGGCGGUGGGAGCGUCAUAGACACUGCGAAGGCCGCGAACUUGUUCACCGUCUACCGCGACGCGGAUCUCUUCGACUUCAUCAACGCACCUGUCGGUAAAGGUCAACCUAUCUCGCUACCAUUGCGGCCGCUCAUUGCUGUCCCUACGACUGCCGGCACUGGCUCCGAAACGACUGGUACAGCCAUCCUCGAUAUUACAUCUAUGUCCUUCAAGACGGGCAUCGCAAGCCGCGCAAUGAAACCGACAUUAGGAAUCGUCGACACCUUCAAUACUGAGACCUGCCCUACCGAAGUUCACGUGAGCGCUGGACUGGACGUUCUCUUCCACAGCUUGGAGAGUUUCACGGCUAUUCCUUAUACGGAACGUACUCCUCGCCCUGCAAACCCUAUCCUCCGCCCAGCGUACCAGGGUAGCAACCCCGUCGCUGACAUCUUCUCUUUCUGGGCGCUCGAGCAAACGGUCAAGUAUCUUCCGAGGGUCUACAAGAACAGGCAUGAUACGGAGGCCCGGAGACAGCUUCUACUUGCCGCCUCCUUCGCUGGUAUAGGGUUCGGUAACGCUGGCGUCCAUCUUUGCCACGGGAUGAGUUAUCCGAUCUCUGGCCUAAACAAGAAAGGUCCCAAGUAUAAGCACUCCGGCUAUCAAGUCGACCACCCCAUCAUCCCACACGGCGUAUCCGUCGCCCUGACUGGCCCAGCGGUCUUUCAAUUCACGGCACCCUCCGCACCUGAGCGACACAGGCAGGUGCUUGCGGUGUUCAAGAAGACGACGCCCAUGGACGCAAGCAUCACGAGCAUCCCGGACGCAGCAGUUGGUUCGCAUUUGUACGAAGCAAUCGCGAGCUUCCUCGAUGGACUCGGCGUACCACGCGGUCUCAAGGCUGUUGGGUACAAGGGGAGUGAUGUUGGCAUGCUGGUUGAGGGUACCAUCCCGCAACGCCGCGUGCUCGAUCUUGCACCUGGUGUCGGCGAUGUGGUGGGAGAGGACGGCAGGACGCACCUGACGAAGAUUCUCGAAGCGUCCUUAGAGUACUGA
Peniophora sp. CBMAI 1063 is the source of this 1482-nucleotide messenger RNA. The record is from the annotation of a GenBank genome assembly. Lineage: Eukaryota; Fungi; Basidiomycota; Agaricomycetes; Russulales; Peniophoraceae.